Messenger RNA from Penicillium bovifimosum, 2736 nucleotides. Its product is annotated as putative spindle pole body component. The coding region runs from base 1 to 2736 and encodes 911 amino acids. The record is from RefSeq and is a predicted model, not a curated record. NCBI's taxonomy places the organism in Eukaryota, Fungi, Ascomycota, Eurotiomycetes, Eurotiales, Aspergillaceae. The transcript has 4 exons. Gene Ontology annotation, molecular function: microtubule plus end polymerase activity; microtubule plus-end binding. Gene Ontology annotation, biological process: mitotic spindle organization; establishment or maintenance of microtubule cytoskeleton polarity; microtubule polymerization. Gene Ontology annotation, cellular component: centrosome; microtubule plus-end; spindle pole.
AUGGCUGACGCCCCAGAGGACUUCUCCUCUUUGCCCUUGCCCGACCGGUUCGCUCAUAAGAACUGGAAAGUCCGCAAGGAGGGAUACGAAGAAGCUAGAGAGCAAUUUGAGAAAACCCCCGAUGAAUCACAUCCAGUAUUCGUACCAUUUAUACAAGAUCCCGGCCUGUGGAAAGGCGCAGUCGCAGAUUCCAACGUCGCCGCACAGCUAGAAGGACUUGCAUCAUACUGCGCCUUUUUGAAGUUCGGAGGUCCUCAGGCCUGCACGAGGACCCGCCAAUAUACAAUUGGUCCAAUUGCUGAGAAGGGUCUCGUAUCUACACGACCGGCCGCUAAAGCCAGCGCGGUGGAAGCUCUUCUACUAUGUGUGGAACUGGACAAGUCCGACCCGGUGAUCGAGGAACUGCUGCCUACACUCUCACACAAAGUGCCCAAGGUGGUUGCUGCGUCUCUUGCAGCGUUUACCGCUAUUUAUCACAAUUUCGGUUGCAAGAUCGUCGACCCGAAGCAAACUUUGAAGGCGCUGCCUAAGGUUUUCGGUCACGCCGAUAAGAAUGUUCGAGCCGAAGCACAGAACCUGGCGGUGGAACUCUACCGGUGGCUUCGGGAGGCCAUCAAGCCUCUGUUCUGGGCCGAUUUGAAACCCGUACAGCAGGCUGAUUUGGAGAAACUAUUUGAAACUGUAAAGCAGGACCCCACCCCAAAGCAAGAGCGAUUCACUCGGGCACAACAAGAUGCCAUGGCCGCGGCCAGCGCUGCGCCGGCCGGCGUCCAGGAUGUAGAACAAGGCGGUGAGGAGUUCGAGGAAGAGGAGGAAGCUGAUGCCGUUGAUGCCUUUGACCUCGCGGAGCCUGUCGAUGUUUUGAAGAAAGUCCCUGCCAACUUCCAUGAGCAGUUGGCCUCUUCAAAAUGGAAAGAUCGCAAAGAAGCAUUGGAUGAACUGUAUAACGUGCUAAAUGUGCCCCGAAUCAAGGACGGCCCCUACGAUGAUAUCGUCAGAGGCUUGGCCAAAUCCAUGAAAGACGCCAACGUCGCUGUGGCUACCGUGGCUGCAAACUGUGUGGACGUGCUGGCCAGGGGCCUGCGCAACGGAUUCGCUAAAUACCGAAGCACUAUCAUGGUUCCUAUGUUUGAGCGUCUCAAAGAAAAGAAGCAGACUGUUGCAGAUGCCUUGGGUCAGGCAUUGGAUGCUGUUUUCUCUACAACAACCCUUUCGGAGUGUCUGGAAGAAAUCUUCGAGUAUCUCAAGCACAAGAACCCCCAAAUCAAGCAGGAGACUGUCAGGUUUUUGGUCCGGUGCUUGCGCACAACCAGGACAGUACCGGCCAAACCAGAACAGAAAGCGAUUGCCGAUGCCGGCACCAAGCUGUUGACGGAAUCAGCGCCGGCCAUUCGUGAAGGAGCGGCUGAAAUUCUCGGUACGCUGAUGAAAAUUCUGGGUGAACGAGCCAUGAACCCGUAUCUCGAUGGACUCGAUGAGAUUCGCAAAACCAAAAUCAAGGAGUACUUUUCAACCGCCGAAGUCAAGGCCAAAGACCGCCCCAAGCCGAUUGUCGCACCCCCGAAGCCCGCUGCCCCAGCCGGCAGAAAGGUCGUUGGGAAGAAGCCGGGGGUGGGAUUGAAAAAGCUAGCCCCUGCAGCCGCGCCGCCUGCUCCAGAAGAAUCCCCGGUCAAACCUGCAUCCAGAGCACUUCCUUCGAAGCUCGGUGUUCCCAAACCUGGCGGCCUUCCAGCUCCUGGAUCCGGUAUCAAGAUGCAGAGGAAGCUUGCUGGUCCUGGCAGCACUGCGUCUCCGUCAAGACGUGUUGCUGCACCCCCGGCAGAGGAGGACGUGGCUCCCCCGCCAGCUGCUCCCAAAUUCGGUCUUGGCCGUGGUCUUGCGGGGCGUCCCAUCGCUAGACCGGCAGCGCCUGCUGAAUCCGCUCCUGCCCCCUCAUCCGCUGCCAAUGCCAUGUCAGCCGCCGAUCGCGCCGAGUUGGAGGAACUACGAGCGGAGAAGGAGAAACUAAAUCGAAUGGAAGAACUACGCUCGGAAAAGGAGGUCCUCUAUCGAACCGUCGAAGAAAUGAAAAGCGAGCGUGCAAAGCUUAACUCUACAAUCGCUGAACUCCAGAAUCAGAACGCACAGCUAAUCGAGGACCACACGCGCGAUGUGUUAAGCAUCAAGGCCAAAGAGACUCAACUAGUGCGAGCACGGAGUGACGCCGAAGCCGCGGAGGGGAGUGUCCAGAAACAGCAAAGAGAGAUCGAGCGAUUGAAGCGUGAACUCGCACGCGCACUUCGCGCAUCUGCCAUGAGCCCACCCAACGCUACCUCCGAUACUGGCAGCAUUGGCAUGCCGGAGACGAGCUCCAUGCAUCCUGACCACACCAGCAAUGGCAACGCGGCCACACGAUCUGGUCUUCACCUGGGAUCCCGCUUUGAGGGCUCGCGUCCUCGCAGCUACGCGUCCAACGAAGACAGAGAGAGUGGCAUGGAAUCACCAGGACCCAGCAGCCGCAAUGGCGGCCUCAGCCGACGCAAUCUGAGCCCUACAUACGGCUAUGGGGCCGUUAGCAGUCCCACGCGCUCAUCACGAACCUCCGCCACAAACUUGAAUGAAGACGACCAACAGCCUAGAUCGAGUGAGCCGGCGGAGAACUGGAAGCGAGCUGCGGAAGUCACCAGCCAGCUCAAGGCGAGAAUUGAACAAAUGAAGGUACGACAAGGGCUUUCACGACCCCCCGCCCAACGUUAA